GAUGAAUUAAGAAAUUUUCAAAAGCGAUGAGUUGAAAGUAUAAUCAUUAGCGGGAGCCCCUUUAGGAAUGAGACUUGUGAAUUCAGAAACAAAAUAGAUUUUUUCUUAAGUAAAAACAAUUUUAAUACUUAGCAACCUAUUUAUGAAAUUUCACAACAAAGAACUUAAAUUUAGACCCAAAGCGAAGCCCCCUUGAAAUAAACACAAUAGCUACCUCCUUAAAGAAUAUAAAGUCAAAAUGUUUUAAGACAGAAUAUGUAAAUACCUUAGUUGUCGUAUCCAGGGACAUAUAGUGUACAACAGAAUUGUUAAUAAGCACCACCUUUAUGCAUGAACAUAGUUGUUGUAUCAAAAGAAGAGAUAGAAACUCCUUGGAGAUUAGAAUGUGAAUAUCUAUAAUCAAUAAUUGCUGAUUUGGAGAGAAGAAAGGAAGCAAAAGUGAUUGAGAAAGUAGUAGUAGAGAAGGUUACUGAUAAUACUCGUGUAGAGUAAUUAGAAUAACAAUUACGUAAUUUACGAUAAGAAAAUGAAUAAGUGAAAAGUUAGAUGAUGCAAAUGAGAAUUAAUUAUGAAUAAUAAUUAGAGAGUAUGCGUGGUGAUAUAACAUUGCAUAGUGCUAAUGCUGCAGAUACAGCAUCAAUGUAAGCAGAAUUCUUUGCUAUGAGAACUUAAUUAGAAGACUAGAUUGCAGGAUUAAGAAGAUAAAUAGCUGAUCUAGAACUUCAUUAUAGUGAAUGUUAAAGUGAUAAUGAUAGAUUAAAACUAUUAAUUUAAAAUAAGGAUGCUGAAAUUUAACAACUUAGAUUAUAAAUAUCUAAAUUAUAGACAAGUGCUUAAGAUACAAGUUAAUUAAGAGAUUUAGAAAGUCAAUUAAGAUUAGCAAGAGAUGAAAUAUCAAGAUUAGAAAGAUAAUUACAAUAAGCUAAUUAAGAUAUUUUGAAUUGGAAGAAUAAAUACACAACUAUAGAAUAAGAAUCAUAUACUAAAAAUAAUGAACUUAUUAUGCAAUUGAGAGACUUAGAAGUAAAAGUUAAAUAUCAUAUUUAUUAGAAUAAAUUAGCCAUGAUGACCUCUGAAUUUAAUAGAUUAUAAGUAUAAAUAUAAAGCAAAGAUUCAGAACUUGAGGAUUGGAAAUAUAGAUAUACUUAAUUAGAAUCUUAAGGAACUACAGUGAUUUAAGAGAAGGUGACAUAUUUAUCAUAGGAAGUUGAAGUUUGGAAAUAAAAGUUUAUUAAAGCUAAUCAUGAAUACAAUAAAUGUUAAGAAGAGUUAACCAUGUGUUAAGCUGAAUUGGAAUCACUUAAAAAGAGUGCUUAGAAGAAAGUAAAAUUGUUAAUAUAUUUUAGGAAGUAGUAGUGACAUCAAGAACAGUUACUUCAAGAACAGGUAACACUUUAUCUGUAACAGGUACGACUGGUUCAUAGUCAUAAAUAAGAAGAACCACUUAGCAAGAGUGAUAUUUUCAUUUAUUUAAGAAUAUUAAUA
Molecule: messenger RNA, 1485 nt
Organism: Paramecium sonneborni
Lineage: Eukaryota; Ciliophora; Oligohymenophorea; Peniculida; Parameciidae
Source: the annotation of a GenBank genome assembly